Benincasa hispida (wax gourd) is the source of this 1045-nucleotide messenger RNA. The record is from RefSeq and is a predicted model, not a curated record. NCBI's taxonomy places the organism in Eukaryota, Viridiplantae, Streptophyta, Magnoliopsida, Cucurbitales, Cucurbitaceae.
AUCAUCAAAAAUAAAAAUCUGUCAGCUACAAUGUGACGACCUCACGGAAUAAUUUCUUGCCUCCAAGACCCACAAAUAAAAAGGCAAGAAAGGGUUAAUUGGGAGUAAGAAGAUGAUGACUGAUCAGUCUCUCUACCACACACAAGCAUGAAGCAUCAUCACUCGCUCAUUUCCCAUCAUCAAAUCUCAAUCAUAUGUUAUUUAAGUAUACAUAUAAUGUCCCACUAGAAUCCCACUCUUUCUACAUCUCUUUCUCACAUCUCAAACCAACCAUCACUCUCACAGGCAUUUUCACAAACAUCUUGCCUGCAACCCACCAUCUGAUAUCACAAUAAAUGGACGAGAAAUGGAAUCUAUCAAAGAAGGAGGGUUCAGGAAGUAGUUACCAUCAUUCUUCCACGAAUGCCAAGUCGUCAUUCCUGAGAAGUGGGUCGACCUCCAAAUCGCCAUUGCUGCGAUGUUCUUCACAGAAAAGCUUCCCAGCUUCUAAUUCCAAGAGCCCCCAUGAUCUUCCUCGUAGUUACUCCCAGAAAAGCUCUUCUAAUUCCAUUGGACGAAAGUACAGCAGCUUGGCCAAGGAACAGAAGGCUCGAUUCUAUAUUAUGAGACGCUGCGUUGCGAUGCUCGUUUGUUGGCACAAACAUGGAGAUUCGUAAGAAAAGAAAGGAGAAUCGAUCCGGGUUUUCCCCAUUUUCCCUUCGAUUCUGAGAUUUGAUUUCUUUACCACCUUCAUCAGAAUUGGAUCUUGAGAUCCUUUGAGAAAUUGAUGUAAAUUAUUCUGCAACCCCAUCGAGAAGAAGGGGUGGGGAACUCUGUUUUCUUCUAUUCAAUUAGAUUCAAAUUGUAAUUACAUUGAUGAGUUGAUGAACUUCAAUGCAAUCAGAUCGAUCUCCUCCGCUUGAAUUUCUUACGAGAUUUCCAUUGUUGUUUAUAUAUUGUUCUAUUUUUUUUUUUUAUUUGUUUCAAUUAGAAGAAUUAGAUUGAUUUGAUGUUUGCACCAAGGACUCUUACAUGUCAUUCUUUAUGAGAAUUAAUCUGAUUUUUA